CUCUCACUUCAGCACUCAUAUACAGCGAGAAAGGGGAAAGGGAGAGAAAAGAGGAGUACAGCGCGCACUUCCCUCUCCACACUUUCGAAUGUUGAUCGCAUGGAAGUUUGACGACUGCUUAUCAGAGGACCAUCAUUUCAUACCUUGAGGAUGGGAAACCUAAAGUUGGCGGGAUUUCCAGUUUUGGGUGGCAUUCUGAUUUGGACAUCACUCUGCAUCCGAGGUACAUGGCAAGGACAGUAUCAGAGAAAGCUGUAUAAUGAUCUGUUAUCCAACUAUAAUCGUUUAGAGAGACCCGUCCAGAAUGACUCUGCCCCCAUAGUGGUGGAGCUGGGUCUGACUCUGCUGCAGAUCAUUGAUGUGGAUGAAAAGAAUCAGGUUCUGAUCACAAACGCCUGGUUGCAGUUGUACUGGACUGAUAUCUACCUGAGUUGGAAUGUUGAUGAGUAUCCAGGAGUACAGAACCUGCGCUUCCCGUCCAAUCAGAUUUGGGUUCCAGAUAUCCUACUCUAUAACAGUGCUGAUGAGAGAUUUGACGCCACCUUCCACACCAAUGUCCUGGUCAACCACUCAGGAGCAUGCCAGUACAUCCCCCCAGGGAUUUUGAAGAGCACAUGUUACAUUGAUGUGCGCUGGUUCCCGUUUGAUAUUCAGAAGUGUGAUCUGAAGUUCGGUUCCUGGACACACAAUGGCUGGCUGCUGGACCUACAGAUGGGUGCUGUGGACACCUCCACAUAUAUUUCUAAUGGGGAAUGGGAUCUAGUGGAUGUCCCUGCGAAGCGCAAUGAACUGUACUAUGAGUGCUGUAAGGAACCAUAUCCUGAUGUAACAUUCACAGUCACCAUGCGCAGACGGACUCUCUACUAUGCUCUCAACCUGCUAAUCCCCUGCGUGCUUAUUUCAGGACUUGCCCUGCUGGUGUUCCUGUUGCCAGCUGAUUCUGGAGAGAAGAUCUCCUUAGGCAUCACUGUGCUGCUGUCUCUCACUGUGUUCAUGCUGCUGGUGGCAGAGAUCAUGCCUGCCACGUCAGACUCAGUUCCCCUCAUAGCGCAGUACUUUUCAAGCACCAUGAUGAUUGUGGGGCUGUCCGUGGUUGUCACAGUGUUGGUGCUUCAGUUCCACCACCACGACCCUCAGGCAGGAAAGAUGCCAAAAUGGGUGCGGGUGGUACUGUUGAACUGGUGCGCGUGGUUUCUGCGCAUGAAGAAGCCUGGUGCGUCGCGUGUGCGGGGCGCUGGAGGAGGAGGGGGCUGUAAGUACACCCCGGCGUCGCCUCCCCUGCACAGCGCCAGCAGCAUCCAGAUGGGCGCCAUACCAGGCCAGCCGGCAGGCACCAACGGCCACAUGAACCUGUACUUUGGCUACCACUCCAUGGACGAAGGCUGUUGCCCAGCUAGCAGUGACUCAGGGGUGGUGUGCGGGCGGGCCGCGGUGUCCCCUAAUGAGGAGCAGGACGCCCCGCGCACACUGAGCGAAAGGUCUCCUGAGCUGCAGCGUAUCCUGGAGGAGGUGUCUUACAUUGCCCAGCGGUUCCGUGAGCAGGACGAGGGCGAGGCGGUGUGCAGCGAGUGGAAGUUUGCGGCGGCCGUGGUGGACCGCCUCUGCCUGGUGGCCUUCAGCCUCUUCUCCAUCAUCUGCACCUUCACCAUCCUCAUGUCUGCGCCCAAUUUCAUCGAGGCUGUCUCCAAGGACUUCACUUAACUACAACACCUCCUUUUUUGGUUCUCUCUCUCUUUCUUUCUCUCUCUGUCUCUCUUCUUUGUCUCUAUCUGAUCAAAUGCACACAUUGGAGUGGAAAGAAACAUUAUGUUUCUCAAUUAGUAUGAAUGGAGAUCUUCAGAUAAGGUGUGUGUGUGUGUGUGUGUGUGUGUGUGUGUGUGUGUGUGUGUGUGUGUGUGUGUGUGUGUGUGUGUGUGUGUGUGUGUGUGUGUGUGUGUGCGUGUUCAUGAGCGUGCACGUGUUUCAGUUAGAAACAAGCUACUGCUGCCUUUGGUGUAUGUCUGACUUUAAUCAUGUUCUCCAUCACAUUGCCUCUGUCCUUAUAUGAUCAAAUCAGUUUGGACAUGUUUAGGUUAUGUUGUUUAAAAGGGUGUGCGACUCUAAGUGUAAAAAUGAGUGAGAGCGUCUUUGUUUCCUAUACAGAGUGGCUCUCUUUAGCACUCACUAGAUCUCAAAUAGGUGUUAAACUUACCAGACAGAAUAAACAGUGAAAUUAUUUUGUAAAUCAUUUGGGCUGCCCACUGUUCUUGCCAGGCGUCAAACCCUCUUGGGAAAACCUUCAGACACAAGACAGGCUCUUAGGAAUGUUGGUAGGUGGCCAUUAGUCGGAGAGGAUGCACACUGUGAACCCAACACUCGUCCAAAUGCAAUAGACUCACUGUGAACUCAACAACACUGUGAACUCUGCAAUCAGAGUGCUCUGCUCCAGUCGUCCUCUCCCUGGUAGAUGCAGGUGCUUUUCCUCACGGCGUGUUUCUCUGGGGGCAAAUCAGGAAAUGAAAUGGCCUCUGUGUGAUGAGGACGGGCGCUCAAGCUGUCUCCCACACUACAAGAUUGUAGCCUGCUGUUGUUCUGUUGAGGACGUCUAUUUGUUGGCAAUGUAACAUACUAAAAUGUAUUACAAAUUCUACUUGUUAUUUUUCUAUAUGUUUACAUAUCCUAGUUAUUUAAUCCUCUGUUCCUCCAUUGACCCUUUGUAAAAUAGCAGAGAAUCACAUGAAGACCAUAAGGAUGACGUAUCAGCUGUAUGAUAUCCAGAGGUAUGGUCUUCUGGGCUGGAGAGCCGUCCGUCUCUAUUGUGUGUUUGUCGUUCUGUUGACCUCUCCUGUGUAAAGUGUGCCGUGUCCUCAUCAGUAUGGUCAGUACUGGACAUACUCUGGCGCUUAAGCGUGUCCUUGCGUCUCUUUGCUUACAUUUCUUUUCGUGGCCUCUUUGUAUCCAGCUCUGCUAUACAUUGGUCUCAGAAUCUGGGGGUAACCACCGAGGAGUACAGUACACAACACAGGAUGUUUUGGUAGAAAAACUAGACUUUAAAAAGAAAACCAAAUAAAUUUUCUUCUGAUGCA
Alosa alosa (allis shad) is the source of this 3065-nucleotide messenger RNA. RefSeq names its product cholinergic receptor, nicotinic, alpha 8 (gene chrna8). The transcript has 12 exons. Gene Ontology annotation, cellular component: neuron projection; postsynaptic membrane; synapse. Gene Ontology annotation, biological process: monoatomic ion transmembrane transport; regulation of membrane potential; nervous system process. Gene Ontology annotation, molecular function: acetylcholine-gated monoatomic cation-selective channel activity; transmembrane signaling receptor activity. Bases 151 to 1701 code for a protein of 516 amino acids. Lineage: Eukaryota; Metazoa; Chordata; Actinopteri; Clupeiformes; Clupeidae. The record is from RefSeq and is a predicted model, not a curated record.